AUGAUGAGAAUAGCCAUAGCAGGCUCUGGUGGGUUAGCCCAAAUAUUUGCUCAAUACCUCAAUGACACGGUCCAUCAAUUCAUCAUACUUUCUCGAGAAGACCAGCCUGCAUUGGUUUCGAACGGAUAUCAGGUCGCUGUCGUCGACUAUGACAGCCAAGAUGACCUCCGUUUUACCCUGAGAGGUAUUGAUCUUGUCUUAUCAACCGUCUCUGGUGUUCCUCAGAUCAACCUUAUCGAUGCUGCUGCCCACUCUGGCGUACGCAGAUUUGUUCCAGCAGAAUUUGAAGGACCACCUGCCCGAAGAACUGGAAAUGACCCUCUGGACCGUGGGAAGCGAGCUACAAUUGAUCGACUUCGAAACUGGUCUAACCACCCUCGUCACCGAAUGCACUUUACGAUAUUCUCCUGUGGUAUCUUCUACGAGCGGUUUGCUAACGGUGGGAUGGCUGCCCUUGAUAUCGGCACAUCGACUGGUAUCCAGAACGAAGGCUCGUACUUGAUGAACGCCCGCCAUGGAACUGCUGAGGUAGUCGAACGCACUACGUCUGGCCAGCCUGUCUACGUCUGUCUGACUUCGGUCUAUGAUGUAGGGAGAUUCGUCAUUGCAGCCCUUGACCUAGGUCUGCAAACUUGGCCAGGAGAGUUCAGGAUGUCCGGAGAGCGAAGGACGGUAACUGAAAUCUUGCAGUGGGCCGCAGCUGUUCGAGGAAGUAAGAACUAUAUCUUUAGCCUCAAGGAUAAUAUGCUGACUUGUACAGUGCAAAUGUUCUCGACGGAUGUCAUAGAGCCUCGGGACUUGGCUGCCCAUCUUCAGCACGCUACCUAUUACCAAGACUACGCGAGAGUGGCUCGAGUUCAAGAGUUGAUUGCGACCGAACAACGAAGGUACGACUUUGAGAAUCCGAACCUCAACCCACUUGUCAACGUGCAACCAAUCCCUUUUUGGAAUUGGUUGUCAGCUCAGUGGGGUGUCCCUCCAGCGCAAUAG
Molecule: messenger RNA, 990 nt
Organism: Lachnellula hyalina
Lineage: Eukaryota; Fungi; Ascomycota; Leotiomycetes; Helotiales; Lachnaceae
Product: Oxidoreductase
Exons: 2
Coding region: 1-990 (329 amino acids)
Source: RefSeq, a predicted model, not a curated record